This is a messenger RNA of Manihot esculenta (cassava), 1477 nucleotides long. RefSeq names its product UDP-glucuronic acid decarboxylase 6. The transcript is spliced from 13 exons. Gene Ontology annotation, biological process: D-xylose metabolic process. Gene Ontology annotation, cellular component: cytoplasm. Lineage: Eukaryota; Viridiplantae; Streptophyta; Magnoliopsida; Malpighiales; Euphorbiaceae. Gene Ontology annotation, molecular function: UDP-glucuronate decarboxylase activity; NAD+ binding. The record is from RefSeq and is a predicted model, not a curated record. Bases 188 to 1228 code for a protein of 346 amino acids.
UUUUUUAUCUUAAAUUUACUAUUAUUUUAUUUAUUUCUAAAUAGUAUUUGGUGGGAGAAGUUUCAAUUUUUGGACUAUAAAUAACAUUAUCUGAUCUUUCAGUGCUGUGAAUCAAAAGAGACCGACUUCUGGUUUUGGGUUAUUUUCCUUUGCGGUUAAUCGUCAUCAGGUGGUUGAGAUCUGAAGAAUGGCAACCAAUUCUUCAAAUGGGGAGCACCAAACAACAACAAAGCCACCUCCAAUGCCUUCUCCUUUGCGCAACUCCAAGUUUUUUCAGUCCAAUAUGAGAAUUUUGGUUACUGGAGGAGCCGGAUUCAUUGGAUCACAUCUGGUUGACAAACUAAUGGAAAAUGAGAAAAAUGAGGUAAUAGUUGCUGAUAACUAUUUCACUGGAUCGAAGGACAAUCUUAAGAAAUGGAUUGGCCAUCCAAGAUUUGAGCUUAUCCGUCAUGAUGUCACGGAGCCAUUGUUGAUUGAGGUUGAUCAGAUUUACCAUCUUGCAUGCCCUGCUUCUCCCAUUUUCUAUAAAUAUAAUCCUGUAAAGACGGUAAAAACAAAUGUGAUCGGCACACUGAACAUGUUGGGUCUCGCCAAGCGAGUUGGAGCAAGAAUUUUGCUUACAUCAACUUCAGAGGUAUAUGGUGAUCCUCUAGUGCAUCCUCAACCAGAGAGCUACUGGGGCAAUGUUAAUCCAAUUGGGGUUCGGAGCUGCUAUGAUGAGGGAAAGCGUGUGGCUGAGACCUUGAUGUUUGAUUAUCAUAGGCAGCAUGGGAUAGAAAUUCGCAUUGCUAGAAUUUUUAACACAUAUGGACCUCGCAUGAAUAUCGAUGAUGGGCGUGUUGUUAGCAAUUUCAUUGCUCAAGCACUUCGUGGAGAACCAUUGACAGUCCAAAAACCUGGAACUCAAACUCGCAGUUUCUGUUAUGUUUCUGACAUGGUUAAUGGCCUCAUUCGACUAAUGGAAGGAGAGCACACUGGGCCAAUCAACAUUGGAAAUCCAGGGGAAUUCACCAUGAUUGAACUUGCCGAGAAUGUGAAGGAGCUUAUCAAUCCUGCUGUGGAGAUAAAGAUAGUGGAGAACACUCCUGAUGAUCCAAGACAGAGAAAGCCAGAUAUCACAACGGCACAGGAAUUGCUGGGUUGGGAACCAAAAGUCAAGUUGAGGGAUGGCCUUCCCCUUAUGGAGGAGGACUUCCGUCAGAGGCUUGGAGUCCCCAAAAUAAAAUGAUUUAACCAUAAAUGAAGUUGAAGAUGAGCAGUGUGAAAUUAUUUCAUAUAAUCAUCAGUGUUUCUUCUCCAUGAUUUUACCCUAUAAGCCUCUAUGCCCUUAUUUCACCCUUCAUGUGAAAGGUAACCAAUGGUGAUGAACAUCAUCUGUUUCCUUCAUAAAAUUAUCAAUACGGAGACUUUGGAAGCUUUUAUUAGGCAUUUACCAUUACAAGUUAAUCUAAGCUUUUUUCUUUUUUUUUUUUUGUCC